This is a messenger RNA of Selaginella moellendorffii, 1365 nucleotides long. Its product is annotated as peptidyl-prolyl cis-trans isomerase CYP40. The record is from RefSeq and is a predicted model, not a curated record. Gene Ontology annotation, molecular function: protein binding; peptidyl-prolyl cis-trans isomerase activity. The coding region runs from base 30 to 1115 and encodes 361 amino acids. The transcript has 8 exons. Gene Ontology annotation, biological process: protein peptidyl-prolyl isomerization; protein folding. NCBI's taxonomy places the organism in Eukaryota, Viridiplantae, Streptophyta, Lycopodiopsida, Selaginellales, Selaginellaceae.
CCUCGUAGGGUUUAGGGUUCCAACGAGCAAUGGCGCCGAAUCCUCGGUGCUACAUGGACAUCAGCAUUGGAGGCGAGCUCGAGGGCCGGAUCGUCGUGGAGCUCUUCGCGGAUAUUGUUCCGCGCACCGCCGAGAAUUUCCGGGCGCUGUGCACUGGCGAGAAAGGCGUCGGUUCUUCCGGAUAUCCGCUCCAUUACAAGGGCGUGUCUUUUCACCGCGUCAUCAAAGGCUUCAUGAUCCAAGGCGGCGACUUCACCGCUGGCGACGGCACCGGCGGCGAAUCCAUCUACGGCCUCAAGUUCGACGACGAGAACUUCAAAGUGAAGCACGAGCGCAAGGGGCUGCUGUCCAUGGCCAACUCGGGGCCCAACACCAACGGCUCCCAGUUCUUCAUCACCACCGCUCGAGCCUCACAUCUCGACGGCAAGCACGUCGUGUUUGGCAAAGUUCUCAAGGGAAUGGGCGUGAUUCGCAGCAUGGAGCACGCUAUAACGGACGACAAGGACCGGCCCGUGAAUCCCCUGGUGGUGACCGAGUGUGGAGAGCUUCCGGAGGGAGCCGAUGAUGGAGUGUCGCUCUUCUGGAAGGACGGUGAUAUAUUCCCGGACUGGCCAGCGGACUUGCCCGAGCAGCCAGAGGAGUCGGCCUGGUGGGUGUCGGCCGUGGAGACCGUCAAGAGCCUGGGAAACGAUUGCUUCAAGCGUGGCGACUACAAGAUGGCGCUUCGCAAGUACAGAAAAGCCUUGAGAUAUUUGGACGUGUGCUGGGAAAAGGAAGAGAUAGACGAAGAGAAGAGUAACAAUCUGCGGAGGAUUAAGUCCUUGGUUCUCACCAACAGCGCUGCCUGCAAACUUAGAGUUGGCGAUGCUCGGGGUGCUCUGGUAGACACGGAGUACGCCAUGAACAAUGGAGAACCCAAUGUGAAGGCACUGUUUCGACAAGGCCAGGCAUACCUGGCUUUAAACGACCUGGAAGCAGCAGUGGCAAGCCUGAGCAAAGCUCAAGAGAUCCAGCCCAACGAUGCUGGUAUCCGGAAAGAGCUCACAACAGCUAAGAACAAGAUACUAGCGAGACGGGAUCAGGAACGCAAGGCCUACUCUAAAAUGUUCCAGUGAGUACCUAGCCGGUGGAGGCGACCAAAGUUUUGUCUGCGUGGUAGCAUGUGACAAUGUGCACGGGCCGCUCAAAAUUUGCUCCAUUGUAAAUGCUCUCCCCUCUCUCUUUCUCUCUUCAAGCAGUCGUUUUGCUCCGGAUCGCGUUGAGAUAGAUCCGCUUUUCUUGCAGUCCAAUGUCUGAGAUUGUAAGCUUCUGCCGCAACGAACAUGAAAAUACUUGUCAAGCAAACAUGACAAACCCAUGAUUUCA